Molecule: messenger RNA, 969 nt
Organism: Myotis myotis
Lineage: Eukaryota; Metazoa; Chordata; Mammalia; Chiroptera; Vespertilionidae
Product: olfactory receptor 7A17-like
Exons: 2
Coding region: 1-969 (322 amino acids)
Biological process (GO): G protein-coupled receptor signaling pathway
Cellular component (GO): membrane
Molecular function (GO): G protein-coupled receptor activity; olfactory receptor activity
Source: RefSeq, a predicted model, not a curated record
AUGUGUCCUGCAUGCAUGGGACCUGAGAAUGAUACUGUGAUUUCAGAAUUUCUUCUUCUGGGACUUUCAGAGGAACCAGCACUGCAGCCCCUCAUAUUUGGGCUUUUCCUCUCCAUGUACCUGGUCACUGUGUUGGGAAACCUGCUCAUCAUCCUGGCCGUCAGCUCAGAUUCCCACCUCCACACACCCAUGUACUUCUUCCUCUCCAACCUGUCCUUGGUAGAUAUCUGUUUCACCUCCAACACCGUCCCAAAGAUGCUGUGGAACAUCCAGACACAAAGCAAAGCCAUCACCUAUGAAGGCUGCAUCACACAGUUGUAUUUUUUCUUACUCUUUGGGGGACUGGAUGACUUCCUUCUAGCCGUCAUGGCCUAUGACAGGUAUGUGGCCAUCUGCCACCCCCUGCACUACAUGGUCAUCAUGAACCCCCGUCUCUGUGGACUGCUGGUUCUGAUGUCCUGGAUUAUGGGUGUCCUGAAUUCCUUGGCACAAAGUUUAAUAGUGUUGCGAUUGUCCUUCUGUACAGACUUGGAAAUCCCACACUUUUUCUGUGAACUUAAAGAGGUCGUCCAGCUUGCCUGUUCUGACACUUUUCUUAAUAACAUGGUGAUGUAUUUUGUAUCUGUGCUACUGGGUGGUGGUCCCCUUGCUGGUAUCAUUUACUCCUACUCUAAGAUAGUGUCCUCCAUACGAGGAAUCUCAUCAGCUCAGGGGAAAUAUAAGGCAUUUUCUAUGUGUGUGUCUCACCUUUCAGUUGUCUCCUUAUUUUAUGGAACAAGCAUUGGAGUGCAUCUCAGCUCUGCUUCUACCCACAGCUCACACUCAAGUGCAGCAGCCUCAGUGAUGUACACUGUGGUCACCCCCAUGCUGAACCCCUUUAUCUACAGUCUCAGGAACAGGGACAUAAAGAGGGCCCUGAAAAGAUUCUUUGGGAUGGCAGGUACAAAGGGGACAAUCAUUCCGGGGUAA